Messenger RNA from Trichosurus vulpecula (common brushtail), 1060 nucleotides. It is a transcript of the gene FST, whose product is annotated as follistatin. Bases 1 to 1032 code for a protein of 343 amino acids. The transcript is spliced from 6 exons. The record is from RefSeq and is a predicted model, not a curated record. Gene Ontology annotation, biological process: regulation of BMP signaling pathway; multicellular organism development; cell differentiation. NCBI's taxonomy places the organism in Eukaryota, Metazoa, Chordata, Mammalia, Diprotodontia, Phalangeridae. Gene Ontology annotation, molecular function: protein binding; activin binding.
AUGUUAAAUCAGAGAAACCAGCCGGGCAUGCUUUUACUCCUGAUCCUGCUGUGCCAGUUCAUGGAAGAUCGCACAGUCCAGGCUGGGAAUUGCUGGCUCCGGCAGGCAAAGAACGGUCGUUGCCAGGUCUUGUACAAAACUGGUCUCAGCAAAGAAGAGUGUUGCAGCUCGGGGAGGCUUAGCACUUCGUGGACUGCAGAAGACGUGAAUGACAGCACGCUUUUCAAGUGGAUGAUUUUUAACGGGGGCGCCCCGAACUGCAUCCCUUGCAAAGAAACGUGUGAUAACGUGGACUGUGGACCUGGAAAGAAAUGCAAAAUGAACAAGAAGAACAAACCUCGGUGUGUCUGCUCUCCAGAUUGCUCCAAUAUUACUUGGAAGGGCCCAGUCUGUGGACUAGAUGGCAAAACCUACAAAAAUGAAUGUGCUCUCCUCAAAGCCAGAUGUAAAGAGCAGCCAGAGCUAGAAGUCCAGUACCAAGGCAAAUGUAAAAAGACUUGUAGAGAUGUUUUAUGUCCAGGCAGUUCCACGUGUGUGGUGGAUCAAAGCAAUAAUGCAUACUGUGUGACAUGUAAUCGGGUUUGUCCAGAGCCUACCUCCUCUGAACAGUAUCUCUGUGGGAAUGAUGGAAUAACUUAUCCUAGUGCCUGUCACCUGAGAAAGGCUACCUGCCUGCUGGGCAAAUCAAUUGGAUUAGCCUACGAGGGAAAAUGUAUCAAGGCAAGGUCCUGUGAAGACAUCCACUGUAGUGGUGGAAAGAAAUGUUUAUGGGACUCUAAAGUUGGCAGAGGCCGCUGUUCACUCUGUGAUGAGUUGUGUCCUGAGAGCAAAUCUGAUGAGGCUGUCUGUGCCAGUGACAAUGCCACUUAUGCCAGUGAGUGUGCCAUGAAGGAAGCUGCCUGCUCCACAGGUGUGGUCUUGGAAGUAAAGCACUCAGGAUCUUGCAACUCCAUUACUGAAGACACGGAAGAGGAGGAGGAAGAUGAAGACCAGGACUACAGCUUUCCUAUAUCAUCAAUUCUAGAGUGGUAAACCCUCCAUCAGUGUUGGGAUAGCCUUU